Molecule: messenger RNA, 1121 nt
Organism: Pteropus alecto (black flying fox)
Lineage: Eukaryota; Metazoa; Chordata; Mammalia; Chiroptera; Pteropodidae
Gene: TM4SF20
Product: transmembrane 4 L six family member 20
Exons: 4
Coding region: 1-711 (236 amino acids)
Cellular component (GO): membrane
Source: RefSeq, a predicted model, not a curated record
AUGACCUGCUGUGAAGGAUGGACCGCCUGCAAUGGAUUCAGCCUGCUGAUUCUACUCUUUUUGGGAGUAGUUUUCAACUUAAUACCUAUAGUUAUGGAAGCAGUUGAAGACCAAUCUUUUCAAAACCCCAUCUCUUGCUUUGAGUGGUGGUACCCAGGAAUUAUAGGAGCAGGUGUGAUGGUCAUUCCAGCAACGACAAUGUCCUUGGCAGCAAGGAAAAGAGCAUGCUGCAACAACAGGACCGGAAUGUUGCUUUCAUCUUUCUUGAAUAUAUUCACAAUCAUUGGUGCCGUGUAUUGCAUGCUGGUGUCUCUCCGGGCUCUCUCCGAAGGUCCUCUCAUUUGUAGCUCUCACGGCAACAGCACUACCAGUUGUGAAUUUUCAUUUAAAAACUUACGUGACAUUCAUCCAGAAUCCUUCGAUUUACAGUGGUUCCUAAAUGAAUCUUGCAUAUCUCCUGAAGGUACCAACUAUUCCACCGUAAAUAAUGACACCAGGGGCAGCGGCUGGGGAACAUCAUCAGUGGCUGACUUAAACUUCAAUUUGGACUUGAAUUCUAAACAAGGCAGAUAUAGGACUGUCCAUUUCUCGGUGUUCUUAGGUCUACUGCUGGUGGGAAUUCUCGAGCUCCUGUUUGGGCUGAGUCAGACAGUCAUCGGUUUCCUGGGCUGUCUGUGUGGAGUCUCUAAGAGAAGAAGCCAAAUUGUGUAGUUUAACGGUAAUAAAGUGGAACACUUAGUAGUCUGAAUCAUUCGUGAAUGACACUUACGAGAUACUCUUCUAGAAGUUAGAAGUUCAGUAAUGGAACAUUACCUAAAAAGCUGUAGGAAUCAUUUUAGUCCAUAGGGUUGUCUUUAAAGUCACCUUUAAGGUGAUUUAAAAAAAUAUCAAACUUUUACAUAGAAAGCAUGUUGGUAAAUACAUAAUACUUUCAUACGGAAAAGGAAGCAUCAUCAGUGGCUGACUUCAGGGAACGGUGGAGUGAAGCUUUCAAUUUUUGUCCCUUUCUGUGCUAUUUGAAUUUUCCUGUGUGUGGAGUGGAGAUGGCAGACAGGGAAGGAGAGGGGACAGGAAGGAACAAAAGGGAUCCCGGAAAUGAAAGCCUGGGACUUCUUUCUACU